Uranotaenia lowii is the source of this 5051-nucleotide messenger RNA. It is a transcript of the gene Vinc, whose product is annotated as vinculin. The coding region runs from base 729 to 3620 and encodes 963 amino acids. Lineage: Eukaryota; Metazoa; Arthropoda; Insecta; Diptera; Culicidae. Gene Ontology annotation, cellular component: actin cytoskeleton. The transcript is spliced from 5 exons. The record is from RefSeq and is a predicted model, not a curated record. Gene Ontology annotation, molecular function: structural molecule activity; actin filament binding. Gene Ontology annotation, biological process: cell adhesion.
UCGGUCAGUCAGUCAGUUUCGUUCUUUCGUCGCGUUCGGUUGUGUCCAGGUUAAAAAUUCUUCCCCCCAGGCUCGAGAUUCGUCGGGGGCGGUUGGAGUUGGGUUUUUAUUUUUAAACUUCCACACACUUGAAUUUUGUGCAACUUACUUAUUCGGUAGAAGAAAAAUCGACGCAAAAAAGUGAAUUGUGCGAUUGCAUUUUCAAUCUUGGAAAAGGUGUCUUUCUGUGGAGUGGUGUUUAUGGUUCUAAAUUUUUGUCUCUAUUACGUCUGGCAGGGACGAAAGAUUUAUCUCAGCUUUGAAAAAGUGCCUACAUUUGCAUUGUUAUUGAGAAAAGAUAAGCCUAACUACUGGAAGAGUUCGGAGAAAGUGCAUGCUAGUCUCGUCUUGAAGUGUCUUAUUUCAUCGGAGUGUGGUCAACAGGCUGAAAACCAGUUUUCCUCUCGGGGAAGGAAAGAAAGAAGGAAGGCAACCAAAAAAAUACACGAACGCAUAGCAAGAAAACUGCACAGCACAGAGGAAACUUCGCCCUAAUAAGAAUUAACGCAUCGGUAAACUGGAACUGCCGAUAGCAACAACCGGGGCAGGAACGGAACGGAAGCUGGCCGCCGGAAGGAAUCCGUUCAACUAGGCGAGGAACGGAAAAACGAGCCUGUGAGCUAAAGUACAAAGAAGAAAAAUUAGUUCCCUCAAAGAACGUUGAAUUUUAUACAUAAUACCCCGCAAAAAUGCCUGUCUUUCACACCAAAACGAUCGAGAGCAUCUUGGAGCCGGUUGCACAACAGGUCUCCCGGUUGGUGAUACUACACGAGGAAGCCGAAGAUGGCAACGCCAUGCCCGAUCUCGGCCGGCCAGUCCAAGCCGUUUCGUUGGCCGUUACAAAUCUGGUUAAGGUCGGACGGGAGACGAUCCACAACUCGGACGACGAGAUCCUGCGGCAGGAUAUGCCCUCAGCACUGGCCCGGGUCGAGAACGCUUCCCAACAUCUGGAGGAGGCCAGCAUCAUGCUGAUGUCGGAUCCGUUUUCUGGGCCGGCGAGGAAGAAGCUGAUCGAAGGAUCACGCGGCAUUUUGCAAGGUACAUCUUCGCUGCUGCUGUGCUUCGACGAGUCGGAGGUGCGAAAAAUUGUGCGCGAAUGUAAGCGGGUGCUGGAUUAUUUGGCCGUGUCGGAGGUUAUCGAUACGAUGGAAGAUUUGGUGCAGUUCCUGAAAGAUUUGAGUCCCUGUUUGAGCAAAGUGUCGCGGGAGGUUGGCGCGAGAGAGAAGGAAUUGACGCAUCAGGUGCACAGCGAGAUUUUGGUACGGUGCCUAGAGCAGGUUAAGAUCUUGGCACCGAUUCUUAUCUGCAGCAUGAAAGUGUUCAUUUUGAUUGCGGAGCAGAACGGGAAAGGUUCGGACGAGGCAGCUGAAAAUAGGAAUUAUUUGGCAUCUAGGAUGAGCGAAGAAAUUCAGGAGAUUAUCCGGGUGCUGCAGUUGACCACUUAUGAUGAAGAUCAGAGUGAGCUGGAUAAUUUGACUGUGCUGAAGAAGAUUCAUAAUGUGAUGAACAACAAGAUGGAAGCAGCGGUUGAUUGGUUGAAGAAUCCGUAUGCGCUGAGGGGUGGAAUUGGCGAGAAGGCGCUGCGACAGAUUGUGGAGAAUGGGAUGAAAGUGGCCGACAGAUGCCUGCCGCAGGAUUCGCACAUUAUCCGGAAGUUGGGCGGAGAUAUCACUGCAAUGACAAAUACUUUGUGCGAUCUGAGACAGGAUGGAAAGGGAACAACGCCACAGGCAGAUUCGAUUGCCCGUGAUAUUCGGGACAAGCUUGGUAAUUUAGAGCAGUCGGUAUUGAAUGCUAUUAUGGGUGUUGAUAAGGCUGGUCUUCAGCAAACGGCCCACACUGUGCAGGGACGUUUGGAGCAAGCGUGCCGCUGGCUGCAGAAUCCUAGUCAAGAUGAUCGUGGACUUGGUCAGAGGGCUAUUGCUUUGAUCGUUGAUGAGGGUCGUAGAGUAGCCGAAGGUCUGAGUGGCCAUCAGAAGGCGGAAGUAAUGCAGCUGUGUGAUGAGGUGGAACAACUUUCCCACGAUUUCUCCCAGAUGGCUGCCAAUGGACUGGGCCACACUGCACAAGCCCAGGAAGUUGCUCGUCGUUUGAAUGAAAAGUUACACGGGCUCAAGAAACAAAUUCAAGAUGCUGUUGUUAACCGUGUGGUGGAAGACUUCAUCGACAUCUCGUCUCCUUUGAAACAGUUCAUGGAGGCGGUUGCACUUCCAGAAGGAACCCCAGGUCGUGAUCAGAACUUCAAUCAGAAAUCAAAUAAACUGCAAAACUUUAGCGAUCGUGCUUCCAAAACUAGUCGCAUGGUUGCGGCUGGAGGUUCGGGUGGCAACAAAAAGCUUGCAGAAGUUCUCCUGGCGUCAGCCUCUCAGGUUGAUAGCUUGACUCCACAGCUUAUUUCCGCAGGACGGAUUCGCAUGAACUACCCCACAAGCAAGGCAGCGGAAGAGCAUUUGAACAACCUCAAACAACAGUACGCCGAUACAAUCCUGCGCAUGAGAACCCUGUGCGAUCAGGCCACCGAUCCCUUGGACUUCAUCGAGGCUUCCGAAAAGCAAAUGCAGAAGCACUCUUUCCUGUGCGACGACGCCAUCCGGAUGCGGCAACCACAAAAGAUGGUCGACAACACUUCCAGCGAAGCCCGUCUCGCUAACCGAGUCUUGCUGGUGGCCAAACAGGAAGCCGACAAUUCCGAAGAUCCAGAAUUCAUUGCCAACGUCAAUAACGCUUCGGAUCGGUUGCAAUCGUCGAUUUCUCCGAUGGUACAGGAAGCUAAGAAUGUUUCCAUGAACAUUGCCGAUCCGAUCGCCGCUUCUAACUGGAGGGAAGCUAAUAAGCAUCUUCUUCAAAACGUCCGCAACAUCCGCAGUGCCAUCAGCAAUGUGCCGGAGGUUCCGGAAAUGCCGGACCUCGCGGCACUACAUCUAUCGCAACAGCACCAGGCUCCGCCGGAGACGGCUCCUCCACGUCCACCGCUACCGAGGGAAAACAUUCCUCCGGUAAGGCCACCACCACCUGAGACCGACGACGAGGAUGAGCUGUUCCAGGGACUUCCGAACGCCAACCAGCCGAUCCUGAUGGCCGCCCAUGGACUGCACCAGGAAGUGCGCCAGUGGUCUUCCAAGGAUAACGAAAUCAUCGCUGCAGCCAAACGGAUGGCCGUUCUGAUGGCUCGACUCUCGGAACUGGUUCGAGCGGACUCCAAGGGAUCCAAGAGGGAGCUCAUUGCGACGGCCAAGAAGAUUGCCGAAGCCUCGGAGGAUGUCACCCGGUUGGCCAAGAUUCUGGCCCGACAGUGUACCGAUAAGCGCAUCCGGACCAAUCUGCUGCAGGUCUGCGAACGGAUACCGACAAUCGGUACGCAGCUGAAGAUUCUGUCGACGGUGAAGGCCACCAUGCUGGGAGCUCAGGGCUCCGAUGAGGAUAGGGAGGCCACUGAUAUGUUGGUCGGAAAUGCUCAGAAUUUGAUGCAAAGUGUCAAGGAAACGGUUCGCGCAUCUGAGGGUGCCAGCAUCAAGAUUCGCUCGGACCAGACCAACCAUCGGCUUCGUUGGGUACGCCGGCAGCCCUGGUAUCAGUACUAAAAAGGAUAGGUGAAGCAGAUAAAUUGAGAUUGAGAUCGAAGGGAAAAGUCCCCGAAGCAAUGCAACAGCCAACCAAUCGAAGCACAAUCCGCGGAUCCGGAAUUCGGAUCCGACACUCGUUUGCCUUCUCGUUGAAGUGAAAUUUACACACUACACCUUAACACGUGUUACACGAUACACAUGGUCGUCACAUAACAUUUAUAAUCAAGGAAUUAGGGAAGAAUGGAAAGGGAACAACGAGCUAAAAUUUUUACUGUGUCUGCCAAUCUAGUACUUCGUUUUUUUAGUAGAGGAAAACCGUUGGAAAGCGAAACUGGUUUUUUUUCUCUACAAGGUAGCAGAGAUAGAUUUUUAAGCAUGUUAUCGAACGGCGUUUUUUAUUUGUAUUUAUUGAUAUUUAGUGUACGAUUAAGUUUCUAUGUUUUUACGUCUAUACGAAUUCGAAUCCUUUUUAUAGUCGUUUUUGUCUCCGGAACGGAGACUAAAGUUUAGUUUUUGGAAUCUUUAGAAGGUCAGGAAAAUUAAACCAGUCAUUAGAGAAAAAUGUUUUGCAAAAAUUUUUGAUAAACCCGUCAAAAGCAAGAAAUGAAAGUAACAAAAAGUAUUGAUUGAAAAGAAAAAAACAAGUUUAAAAGCAGAGAAACGCUUCCAAAAACAAAAGUGGUUUCGCUAAACGGAAACUAUUUAAUAGUGGGGUCAAACCUGGAUCGUUGAAUCGUGAAUAAAUUUUAUUAGCACAAGCAAAAGAAAAUAAAUCUAAAAUGUUACAAAAUUCAAUGUAGAAGUUUAUCGAAUAAGGCAGCAAUUGACGGUGAAUUGUGAACCGUUUCACAAAAGUAGUGUAAAACAAAAAAAAACAAAAUCGUAACAAGUAAUCGCAAUUUGUAUGGAUUGAAUUCUUAAUAACGACAAAUGCGGUGUUUGAAAACUAACUAGUUGAUAAUAAUCGAUGGUUUUGAUUUACGUAACAAGUGCAAUAAGAUUGUUUCGAAUUCGAAUGGGAGAAAAGAAAAUCUAACAGAAAAACCGAUUACUCUUAACAUCUACCCAGUAGGAGAAGCAUUGUAGGAAUUUCUUAACGUUUUGUACACAAUCUACAUAUUAACAGAUAAACUUUGAAUACACUUUUUCUGUCGGAUAGAUUUAACCGUUUUCGAAAUCUAUUAUAAUUGAGCAGCUAGAAUUUCGAACGUCGAUAUUCAAAUACUUACUAAGAGUUUUCCGGUAGUUUAUUUGAAGAAAAAUAACAACAAAACAAAACAGAUACAAAAAGAACAAACCAACCUUAUGAGAGGAUCCCUGAAACUGACACAAAACAAUGAUAUAACAAACCAGCCAAUUGAACUACGUACUACUAUUAACGGUAGAUUUUUUACAGUGUAAAACAAGUGUUGUAAUAACAAGUGCCUAUUUACAUUAUUUGUGAAGUUA